AUGCAUCUGGUGGUGGCCCCCAAUAGGGAGGAGGAGGCGGCGACCAUGGCCGGGGAACUCCUCUCCUGCAUCUACAUCGGCAUCUGCAUCGCCUUCUUCAUCUUCCUCAUAAGCCCAACAAGCCGUCCUGGACCCAUCAACAUGCAGCCCCGAUCCAUCGACCGGGCUGGGAUCCUUAUCUGGAGUAGCGUACUAAAACUGAUGAAAAAUUUAGGUUACACACUCGCAGUCACAGGGCUUGUUUGUAAUCGCACUACUGAUAUUCUAUCGCUUCCAGAGAUCGGCAGGUUUUCACUCGAUCAUGGUUCUUGCAAGAGGAAAAUGGCUGAAGUUUACGAAGAAUUGUCUUGUGGUGGGGUUUUCUUCUUUGAGUUGCUGGAGCAGAGAGGCGAGGGCCCCGGGGCAAGAAGCUCGCACGCCAUCACAGUGGUGGGGCAGAAGGCCUACUCGUUCGGCGGCGAGUUUGCGCCACGUGUCCCUGUCGACAACCAUCUCCACGUGUUUGACCUUGUUGACCUGACAUGGUCCGUGGCCAAUGCACACGGCCAAAUUCCUCCGCCACGUGUCGGCGUGUCCAUGUCCUCCAUCGGGGAGACCAUUUAUGUGUUCGGAGGAAGAGACGAGGCCCACAAGGAGCUGAACGAGUUGUACUCGUUGGACACGCGUACCAACACGUGGGCCCUGCUUCCCCCGGGCCCGGCCCACCGGAGCUACCACUCGAUGGCGGCCGACGAGCGGAGAGUGUACAUCUUUGGAGGUUGUGGCGAUUCGGGAAGACUGAACGACCUGUGGGCUUUUGAUGUAGUUGAUAAGGAAUGGGUGCAGUUUCCAGUGCCGGGGGAGAGUGUUAAGCCGAGGGGCGGGCCCGGGCUAGCGUCUGUGCUCGGGAAAAUAUGGGUCGUGUAUGGUUUUGCAGGGAUGGAGGUUGAUGACGUGCAUUAUUUCGAUCUGAAAGAAGGAAAAUGGGUUCAAGUGGAGACGGAUGGAGAAAAACCGAGCCCGAGAAGCGUGUUUUCGACUCUUGGGAUCGGUAAAUAUAUAUUUGUGUAUGGUGGGGAGAUUGAUCCGAGCGAUUUGGGCCAUAUGGGGGCUGGGAAAUUUGCGGGGGAUGUUUAUGCGCUUGACACUGAGACGCUUGUGUGGAAAAAAUGGGACGAUGGGCUGGGCUGUAAGGACCAUCCAGGCCCGAGGGGAUGGUGUGCGUUUAGCAGCGGGCAAAUUGACGGGCAAGAGGGACUGUUGGUGUAUGGUGGGAAUUCGCCUAGUAAUGAUCGACUCAAUGACAUUUUCUUCUUCACCCCUUUCGAGUGAUGCUAUGUGGAAAGUUGUGUUUGGUGAUGAGAUUUGGGAGAUGCUUGUGUGAUGUUUUUUUUUUCUUGGUCUGGUUUGGGUUCUUUUUGUUCUGGUUAAGUGAUGUGUGGAAUGGUGAAUGAGGAUGCUUUAUUGUUCAGUGGCUUCAUGGUGCAGUAAAUACUAAAUAGAAAGGAGAUGGUGUUUGAGUUUUUAUUUUUUAUUUUUUCCUUGUUUUUGAUUAGCUUUGAGUGGCUUAUUAUGCUGCUAAUAAUUCCA
Messenger RNA from Striga asiatica, 1569 nucleotides. Lineage: Eukaryota; Viridiplantae; Streptophyta; Magnoliopsida; Lamiales; Orobanchaceae. The record is from the annotation of a GenBank genome assembly.